Messenger RNA from Medicago truncatula (barrel medic), 1160 nucleotides. Its product is annotated as U1 small nuclear ribonucleoprotein C. Gene Ontology annotation, molecular function: pre-mRNA 5'-splice site binding; zinc ion binding. NCBI's taxonomy places the organism in Eukaryota, Viridiplantae, Streptophyta, Magnoliopsida, Fabales, Fabaceae. The record is from RefSeq and is a predicted model, not a curated record. Bases 155 to 823 code for a protein of 222 amino acids. Gene Ontology annotation, cellular component: nucleus; U1 snRNP. The transcript is spliced from 5 exons. Gene Ontology annotation, biological process: mRNA 5'-splice site recognition; spliceosomal snRNP assembly; mRNA splicing, via spliceosome.
UAAUUUCAAUUUACCCCCACUACACCAUAGCAAGCAGAGAAAGUAAUAGCGUUUUAGGGGUUCUCUCAUCUCUGUUCUGUUUCUUCUUCGAAUUCAUCAUCCACUGAUCGGUUCAGCUCUCGAAGGAGAAGGAGCCAUUACAAUUCAAACCGCGAUGCCUCGCUAUUACUGUGACUACUGCGAUACCUACUUGACCCACGAUUCUCCAUCUGUAAGAAAGCAACAUAAUUCAGGUUACAAACACAAGGCAAAUGUGAGGCAAUACUACCUGCAAUUUGAAGAGCAACAAACCCAAAGUUUAAUUGAUCAAAGGAUUAAGGAACAUCUCGGGCAAGCUGCAGCAUUUCAGCAAGUUGGUGUAGCUUUUAAUCCCAUGAUGGCUCAAAGGCCUUCUAUGCCCAUCUUGCCACCACCAAGGUUGCCAAUUCCUGGAAGUGUUCCAGGCUUUGGUGGACAACAACUUUUCCCAGGGAUGAGACCUAUGAUGAUGCCUAGGCCAGGUCCUAUUGCACCAGGAGGAUAUUAUUCUGCACCUGGCAUGCCACCAACUUUACCUCCACCUGGUGCUCCCUUAGUACCUGGUCAAACAAAUACCCUUCCUAGGCCGCCGACACUACCUCCACCACCGAUGGUUCCUGGAAACACUGCAGCACCAGCCUCCAAUGGUGCUCCCCCCAUGGUUUCAUCAGCAACAUAUCCAGCCAAUUCAUCAGCACCGUCAACCGGAGGCUAUGAAAGUUACAAUGCCAACGCUCAACCACCAUCAACCGGAGGCUAUGAAAGUUACAAUGCCAACACUCAACCACCUGAGGGAAAUAACUAACCUGGUCAGCCAUAAUGCUAUUUUGUAUGGAAGUACCUAAUACAGUACUUAUUCUUGCUGUUUCCUAUGGUAAUUGGCAGAGGGAGUUAGUUAUUUACAUAGAUUCUCACAUUGACUGCAAGUUUUAUAUCUGCCAUGGCCCAUGGGAGUUCUGAUUAUAUCUUUUUAUGCUCUUCUUAUCAGCAAUUGAUCAAUUGGGGGACCCUUAUUUGCCAUCUUGUAUUUGUAGCAACAUUAUUUUAAGAUUUUUGGAAUGUAGUUUCUCAAGCGGCAUGGAUGUGAGGAAAAGUUGUACGGAUUACUAUUCCUGAGUGAAAGAAUUUUUAGUUGCCUAGAA